UCAAAAUCUUCUCUCUGCUGGAUCGAGAAGAGUGUUUAACCUUUGGAGCUCUCUCUCUUUAAGUCUAUCGCAUUCGAUUCGAAUCCCACCUUUGAUUUCGUUCCUUGGUAGUGGUCCCCCCCCCCUCACUCAGUUCGCCGCCGUUAGCUGCCGAAGCUUGUCUCCGUCGGUGAAUUUUGGUCAAUUGAGAGAGAUUUGCAAUGGAGAAAGUUGCUUCUCUCCGGUGCCAAAGUAAAGAACUUUGUGUGAAAUGAGUUGGUUUUUCACUCAAGAAAUGGUUAUACAUGUUAUGUUGGGUGAACUUGUAAGUUUGAAUAUGAGCAAUGGAGUUGGGGAAGGUGGAAGAAGUCAGAGCAGAGAAUCUCACGGCAAGAGAGAGCUUUUUCAAGGCAGUGAUUUCGCUUACGCUUUAGGGAGAAUAGCAGUGGCUCAGAUUUGCGAGAGUGUAGAGGUUAAUGUGUCUCAGCAAUCACAGAAGGGGGUUAGGUUUAGUUCUUUUCAAGAAUCUGCUCUUGAUACGCUAACCGGCGUAGCGAUUCAGUAUAUCCAGAGCAUUGGGAAGGCUGCUCAGUUUUAUGCUAACGUGGCCGGUAGAGUAGAGGGUAACUCUCUGGAUAUUGUUCAGGCAUUAACGGAUUUGGGAUCUGGUUCUGGUGUUUCAGACAUUGAGUGUUGUUGUCUUGGUGAUUCUGGUAUAGUCAAGGAUGUUAUUCGUUAUACAGGAGAAGCGGAGGAGGUGCCGUUUGUUUAUGCUCUUCCCCGUUUCCCAAUUAAUAAAGAGAAAAGAGAUUCUCCUAGUUUCUACGAGGUUGGAGCAGAACCUCCAUAUGAACACAUCCCUGUUUGGCUUCCUGCAUUUCCCGAAACUAAUGUAGGCACAAUCGAAGGAAAUGGGCCAUCUUUACCGAGUAUACAGCAUUCUUUCAAUGGUGGUGGGUUAGAAGUACUCAAAUCUCCAAAGAGUGCUCGAAAUUCAACACAAGGAGAAGAAGAAAUGGAAGGUAAUCCGUUUCUUGCCGCACCUCUUCGGUUUGUAGAGAAUGAAGUGUCACCUGUGGUCCGCCUUCUGGAGCUUUCAAAUGAAGUUGUUGGCAUCAAUCACGUUCCUGAUAAGCAUACAAGCAACAACAACAGUCACAUCCCAGUUCUUGAGGCAUCUACUCCAUGUGAUGAUAUCAACAACAAGAACAAAUUAUCUGAAUCAGAGGGUGGAGAGAAGAAAGGUGGUGCAAGACCACAGCAAACUUUGUUGUGUUUCAAGAUUGGGACUUUAAAGAGACCUUCGUGUUUGGCAAUAAAGGGGAGCGUCCAGGGACUUCGGUGGUUUCAAGAAGGUGAAGUCAAGAGGGAGAAGAAGUCAGAAACCGAAGAAAAUGGUGAAAGAUUUGACUUGGCAAAUCUCGGCCCAGAUGUUGUUAUAUAGGUUUUGUCAUUUUACAAUUUGUAGACAGAAUAGCUUUUACAUCCUGAGAAUAAAGUGAAGAUUGCUUGGCCUUUAA
Messenger RNA from Brassica oleracea var. oleracea, 1499 nucleotides. RefSeq lists its product as uncharacterized. Gene Ontology annotation, cellular component: transcription factor TFIID complex. Bases 251 to 1423 code for a protein of 390 amino acids. The transcript has 2 exons. NCBI's taxonomy places the organism in Eukaryota, Viridiplantae, Streptophyta, Magnoliopsida, Brassicales, Brassicaceae. Gene Ontology annotation, molecular function: protein heterodimerization activity. The record is from RefSeq and is a predicted model, not a curated record.